AUGUCUGCACGGGGAAGAGGACGCAAGGGAGGUGGUGGUUACGGUCGUGACCAGCAGCCGACGCCAUCAUUCGGACGUGGUGUGGGCGUUUCGGAGUUUACAACGCUUCGCAUCGAGCGUUGUACUCCUCCGUCAAUCCAGCACAAUCCCGCUCUUUCUGUCUUGGCGUUGAGUGAUGAGACAGAGCAACAGCAGCCACCACCGGUUUCUUCGAAGGGCACGAGGUCUCCGGAGAGACUUGGUUUCCGCACAGUUGGACGGAAGGUGAUCGUGAAAGAGAAUCACUUUCUAGUUCAAGUGGCUGACAGAGAUCUGGCACAUUACGAUGCGAGGAUAUGUCUUUCGCUCUGA
Molecule: messenger RNA, 351 nt
Organism: Fraxinus pennsylvanica
Lineage: Eukaryota; Viridiplantae; Streptophyta; Magnoliopsida; Lamiales; Oleaceae
Source: the annotation of a GenBank genome assembly